AUUAAUUAGUUUCUUGGUUCUACAGAUUAUGAGGCAGCUCUUUGCUUUUUCUUUCUUGGCAUUCUUUGUUUUCAUUAGCAUUCAUGUUUCAGCUCUAAACUAUGGUCAACGAGUAGUUGCAGAAGAAAAGAAGAUCAAUAAGCCUGCAGUUUUGUCCAAUAAAGAGAAAAUAAAGAAAGAUCAAUUAAAGAAAACACAUGAAGUAUGGCUAGGACGAUCUGGCAAAAUUGGUGGUGAUGUUGUGAGAAUAAAUUCAAGGUCUACCUUCAAAAACGAACAAGACUACUCUUUCUAUCGCAAACCACAUCAAGAUGGAAAGACUGAGCGUGCAGUGGCGCGUUAUCAUUCAUCAACAAGCAGGAUAGAAGGGGUAGAGGCGCGAAUAAACCUAUGGCAACCGUCAGUCGAUAGAGAGAAGGCGCAUAGUAGCUCUCAAAUUUGGAUUGAAUCAAACGUAAAUGGAAAUCUUAAUGUGAUUGAAGUCGGAUGGCACGUUAGUGUUCCUCUCUUCCAUCAAGAAUUUCAAUACAUUUUCUUUCUAUUGGUAUAA
Tripterygium wilfordii is the source of this 550-nucleotide messenger RNA. RefSeq lists its product as uncharacterized. Bases 29 to 550 code for a protein of 173 amino acids. The record is from RefSeq and is a predicted model, not a curated record. The transcript is spliced from 3 exons. NCBI's taxonomy places the organism in Eukaryota, Viridiplantae, Streptophyta, Magnoliopsida, Celastrales, Celastraceae.